Messenger RNA from Amphibalanus amphitrite, 3951 nucleotides. Its product is annotated as cell migration-inducing and hyaluronan-binding protein-like. Bases 324 to 3530 code for a protein of 1068 amino acids. NCBI's taxonomy places the organism in Eukaryota, Metazoa, Arthropoda, Thecostraca, Balanomorpha, Balanidae. The transcript is spliced from 2 exons. The record is from RefSeq and is a predicted model, not a curated record.
UCUUUGAGAGAAGGAAAGGGUGUCGUUUUGCGCCGGUAUCGCGGCGCGUUGUCGCAGGGCGCAGCUGUGCACCUUGUUUCCGUCAUCGUCCGGAUGGGAAACAAUGGCCGACGGCACGUGCUGACCCGACAAGAGCGCUGUCGGCGCCGUGUCCGCCGACUCGGCAGUACGGGAAGCGUGUCGCAGGCUUAGGCUGGCGUCCGAACAGCGUCAUCCUCACAGCUGGCGUCCUACAGGGUCGACCCUGUACCAGCGCCGGCGGGUAUAUAUGGGGCCGGGACUGGGAGCAGGGCACAGCCGACACGCUGCUCAAGAGAUCGACCAUGACCUGGUGGACGCCGCUGCGGACGCUCUGCCUGGCGGCGCUGGCGGCACUGGCGCUAGCGGCCUGCCCCCACGAGGGCACCCUGAAGAGCUGGAGCGAUGCUGCUUCUUGGGCCUCGGGAACGGUACCUGCCGAGGGCGAGGCCGUGGUGGUGUCGGAGCCGAUGCUGCUCGACACCGCGACCCCGGACCUCCUUUCCGUGACGGUGGAGGCCGGCGGGCGACUGGUGUUCGACCCGGCCGCCGACCUCGCCAAGCUGGCCGCCGAAUGGAUCAAGGUGGCCGGCGAACUGCACGUCGGCGCCGAGGACUGUCCGUUCACGGGACAGGCGGAGAUCGAGCUGCUCGGCAAGAAGAACGUGACGGUCGGGGUGCAGGUCCACGAACACGGCGCCGAGUUCAAGGCGCUCGUGGUGGUCGACGGCGGCCGGCUGGAGGUUCACGGCCAACCGAGACAGGCGUGGACCCGCCUGCAGACCACCCUUCCUCAGACCACUCGCGAACUGGUGGUCGGCGAUGCCCUGUUCAACCACCGCGAGACGGAGAACGUAGCCCACUGGUACCGCGGCUUCAUGGGCUAUCAGUUUGACUCGGCCGGCCAGCCGGUGCGGUACAUGCGCCUGCGCCGCUCGUGUGACUUCUCAGACCUGGUGACGAUGCAGGGCAGCGUUGUGCUGCUGGUGGUGCAGCGGAAGGUGGAGCUGGAUCGCGACCAGCAGCUGGAGCACGCCGCCGACGCGUUCGAGCAGGUGUGCUACGGAGGGGGACAGCGCAGCCACCUUCGCGACCUCAGCCUCGGCGAGACCGUCGCAUGGGCAGCCAUCUGCCACGUUGGCCAUCCGGAAAACACCGUGGAAGAACUUGGACACCCGGAAGGCGACAACUCGGUAACUUCGCGGUUGGUGAAGCAAGUGGGCGAUGUCGAGUACUUGGCGCAGUCGGUGACGCGUCUGACCUCCGACUGGCCGUAUGAGAUCGACAUGCUGACGUACACUGCCGGCAACGUUCCGGACGCUCACAUUGUUCUGGACGUCAGCAGCAACGUUAGCGACUGGCGCGCCGGCGACACCGUUGCCAUCACCUCCACGGACUACGACUGGCGGCAGGCGGAGGAGUUCACCCUGCUCGACUGCCCCGACUGCAGUGCCACCCAGAUCAUGAUCGGCUGGCCGGUGCGCUGGACCCACUGGGGAGAGACGACCGACGGCGUCAACAUGGGCGCAGAAGUCGGUCUGCUCAACCGGAACGUGCGAAUCCACGGCCGGAUGGAAGACGCUUGCUAUGGCGACAACCACUGUGGCAGGUUUAAUUUCGACACUUUUGGAGGUCAAAUUAAGGUAUUUGCUAACUUCGCAUCGGUACGCGUUGUCAACGCUGAGAUCUUCCACAUGGGUCAAAACUCAGUCCUGGGUGCCUACCCAAUCCACUUCCACAUGUGUGGCGAUGUUGAUACGACACGAGAGCUGAGGGCUUACGUACGUUCCAAUGCCAUCCAUCAUACGUUUGCGCGUUGCGUGACCGUUCACGGGACCAGCGGUCUGCUAGUGGAGGGUAACAUGGCCUACGACCACUUCGGUCACUGCUUCUUCUUGGAGGAUGGCAGCGAGAAGAGGACGGUGUUCCGCAACAACCUGGGAUUCAGCACACGUCGGACGACACUGACGCCGAGCGACCACGGACGUGCCUCGACUUUCUGGAUCACCAACCCACUCACCACAAUGGAAGGCAAUGUGGCCGGCGGCUCCGAGGGCUGGGGCAUCUGGUACACGUUCCCGCGAAAACCAAUCGGGCCAUCUGCGGCGCUGGAUGUCAUGGAGCACAAUGAAGCAAUGAAAACACCGCUUGAUCCCUUCAUAGACAAUGUCGCGCAUUCGAAUAACGAAUACGGUCUUCAUUUUGAUGGCGUGCUUAGAUCUAACGGUCAUAUACAUGGCGGCUUCAACUACGACCCACGUGAAGACCCUCUGAACGCAACCAGUCCCACUGUAGUUGUUACCCUUGACGGCUUCACGGCCUUCAAGAACUACAAGUCGGUGUGGCUUCGGAUGUCACGGGUAGUGGCAAAACGCUUUAAUAUCGCCGAGAGCGUCGAGGGCGUGGUGUUCGCAUGGUCAGGUGCCGGUGAGAAACGUCUCGAGGACUCGCUGAUCGUUGGAGAGACCGCCAACAAGGGUAAACCGGAGGGCUGGAUCCGGCUUACAAACGGCACUAGCAUCUGGUGGGACCGACAGAUCCGCAUGAACGGCGCGGACAACGCACUUCCCAUCAUCGGCGUCAUCUUUCACGACACAAUCAUGUCGCUAAAUCGCGUCACCUUCGACCGUUUCGAAUCAAACAUAGUCAGACCCUCCGGGGGUAUCGGCAUGCGGCGCAAAAUUCGCCACUACACCUCACCAGUGAACAGUGUCAGCGGACUGGUGUUCCGCUACGCCGACCCGCUCGAAGGCAACCGUGCGUACGACGCCAGCGAAGGGCGCGGCUUCGCCGACCUGGCCGGCAACAUUCAGAACGUCAUCCGCGAUCUGGACGGCUCUCUGACUACAUACCCUAACUCCACUGUCGUGAAGCCUUACGACAUUCACCUGAAUGCUCGCUGCGCACCUGUUCCGCAGUGGAACUUGUAUGUGUGUCCGACCAUGUUCACCAAACUUUUGUUCAUGUGGUGGGACCGUAGUGUGGGCAACCUCAACACGUUCCUCACGCGUAACGAUGGAAGCGCUACAUUUACAUACGGGGUCAACUUCCAGAACAGCUACGCGCUGAACUCGCAGGAGGGCUACAUCGUUCACUUCAACACGUCUGUGCCGCGCUACUUUAAGAUUCGCCUGGCGGGCGUGGAGGCCGGAGUAGUUCAGACGGUAGGACUUUGCAUCGGAAAGGGAGUGACUCCGCUCACCGUCGAGAUGAACUCCGUGCCAGUGCCGUCGUUUGACUCUCUGGACGACCAGGGCGCGGAUGUGCACUGGUACCUGGACACAGAGGCGGGCGUGCUGUUCUUCCGUUUCAGCUCUCCGUACCAUCGCACGGCCGACACGGUGGACGAGUGUCCCGGCCAGGACGGCAAGCCGGCCGGCUGUCCCGAGGUGCUGGUCGUGCUUCCCUCCAGCAACACGGACGGAGACUGCUCGGGCCGCGCCUACCCGGCGUACAGCACGGAGCCAUUGGACUCGACCGGUGGCCUCACCACGCCCGACUUCACUGCCUAGAGGCUGGUCCAGCAUGGACAGCCCGCCACACAUGACCUCCUCUGGAAGACGAUGGAAUGUCGAUGGAACAGAUGACCUCAGUGAGCCGGGUCAUCGACAGCAGACCGCGACUCGGCCGACAAAGCAGGGCGUUUCCAGAAGAUGUCACCAAAGAACCUGCAGGAUAAACGAUGCAUCCGUCUCGUAUGCUUGCAUCAUGCAUAGGUUUGCAAUGAAUGUUGUGAGCUGAAAGGUGUGCAUUAUAUUUCUGACACACUAUGGAUACUGUUUAAUUUCGAAUGUUAUUCAUCCGAAAAAAUAAUGGGAUUUAUUUCAUACCCUUUUGACGUUACUUUAGCGUGUCUUGUCAAAUCCUCCAUGUUUGUGAAAUAUGUUGAGUAACGUGAAAAAUUGUUUUCCUGAAAAUAAAAAUUGCAUGAAA